AUGAUGGGGGUCAAGGUCAUCCUGGUGCUGUCCUUGGCACUUUCCGCGGCUGCACUGAGGGCUAUUCCGAACGCAUACUUUGUGGAACUUGAGCCAUCUAGUGAGCUGACACCCCGUGCCACAUCCCAUUCUUCUCUCUACUCUGAUCUUGAUGCGGCUGGUGUAAAGUAUACUGUGAGGACGGAGUACAAUAUUCCGGAUCUUUUCGUCGGAGCUGCAAUCGAUUUGGCGGAUGCGAGCCACUAUGCAGGAUUGAUAUCCGUUGGCAGCGUGAAGAGGGUAAAGCCCGUUCACCUCAUUCCUCGCCCGGAGCCUGUCAGUGUGAUGAUACCAGAUGCUCCGUCACCAGAAUUGAUUGCAAGAGAUGGAUUCGACGGUCGCUGGUAUCCACCAUACCUGCCGGAUACGGAAAGCACACAUGUAAUGACAGGGGUCAACAAGCUGCAUGCUGAGGGAUUGACGGGGAGGGGGAUCAAGAUUGGAAUCAUUGAUACUGGAACGGACUAUACGAACCCUUGGCUUGGUGGAUGUUUUGGGCCUGGUUGCAAGGUUGCUCUUGGGUGGGACCUCGUCGGCGAUGCAUACAAUGGCACGAAUACUCCUAUGCCGGAUCCGGACCCCCUCGAUCAGUGUGCAGGUCAUGGAUCUCAUGUAGCCGGCAUCAUUGGUGCUAACCCGGGAAACGUGUAUAACAUUUCCGGGGUCGCAUAUGACGCAACUCUGGCUUCAUAUCGUGUAUUUGGAUGUGCGGACGAUGCUGGAGAAGAUGUCAUUAUCCAUGCAAUGCUCAUGGCCUACGACGCACACUGCGAUGUUAUCAACCUCUCUCUCGGAGGUGUCCAAGGCUGGACCUCGUCUUAUGCUGGUGUGAUUGCAAGUAAACUAGCGGAUAAGGGCAUGGUCGUCGUCAUUUCUGCCGGUAAUGAUGGACAAUACGGUGCUUGGUAUGCCAGUGACCCAGCAGACGGACAAAGUGUCGUCGCUGCAGCUAGUGUUGACAACGUCGUCACACCCCUACAGAAUUUCACCCUGUCCGAUGGCUACGGUCCUGUGCCAUAUUAUCAAGCGGUGGCGUACGCCAUUGACGGGCCAAUGAAAUUCUACGUAACUUCAUUCAAUACCAGCAACACGACCGAUGCGUGCAAUCCUUUGCCGGAUGAUACGCCAGAUCUGUCUAACUAUGUGACGCUUGUCCGCCGUGGCACGUGCGCCUUCCUCACAAAGGCAGCGAAUGUGGAAGCUAAAGGGGCGAAAUACAUACUAGUCUACGAUAAUCUCGACGAGAGCAGCUUGAUAGGGAUCACAGGACAGAAUCAGACGAUAGCAAUGAUCUCACAAGCGGCCGGUGUCCACAUUGUCAAUACGAUUGCGAGUGGGGUCAAUCUGACAGCAACAUUCCCGCAGAAUACGCUGGCCAAUUUGCCAAAUCCUUCUACGGGCGGACUGAUAUCAACCUACAGCUCCAUUGGACCAACCUAUGACAUGUUCUUUAAGCCAGCCGUUGCUGCACCUGGAGGAAAUAUCUUUUCAACAUAUCCUGUGAACCUCGGCACCUUUGCAGUUCUAUCUGGAACCUCCAUGUCUUCACCUUUUGUCACGGGAAGUGUAGCCUUAUUGAUUCAAGCGAAGGGCCGAUCUCCCGCCACAGCUGCUCAUGCCCGAGAGUUAUUGGAGACCACCAGCAAACUUGUCCCUGCGAGCAACAAUAAUACAUCAGUUUUGCAGACAGCGGCCCAGCAGGGUGCUGGCUUGAUCAGCGCUUAUAACGCUGUUCACUAUACCACCCUGCUCACGCCUGGAGAGCUCCUUCUGAACGACACGGCCAAUUUCAAGGGCGAGCAGUCGAUCAAGGUCAGCAAUGCUGGUUUUGUGAAGCAAGUAUACUCAGUAAGCCAUGUUCCGGCUGCUACCGUGUUGACUUACAACAAUUCCCUCGCUAUUGAUAGUCCUCUGCCUUUUAGCCAAGCGGCCGCCAGUGUCCACAUUACACCAACCACAUUCACGUUGUUUCCAGGCGAGGCUCUGGACAUCUCUCUCAAGUUCACACCCCCUAAAUCGGAUGAUGAUACCUACCCUGUUUAUUCAGGUUUUAUCGUGGUCAAAAGUCACGUUGGGGAGGAGCUGCACAGCUCAUAUAUUGGCGUUGCUGGUUCUCUGUCGGCUGCUCACAUCAUCGAUAAUACUGACACUUAUUGGGGGCCGGGUUACACUUUUCCACUCUUAACUGAUGCUAACGAAAAUAACAUCAAUUACACGGACUUGAAGACCGAGUAUUUCACAAUGACACCGGACGACCAACCAACACUGAACUUCCGGUUCUUGUUCGGAACCGUCAUCGCUUAUGUUGACCUUGUUUCUGCCUCGUUGAAUUUGCAGAGGCGCGGGAAAUCUUCGUUCCGGGGCUUACCACUGUUGGGGAACAUCCUGGAAUUGGAUGACUACCCACGGAGCUCAUCUGCCACAGACGCGCCGGAUAACGGGUAUUAUCCCUUUCAAUGGAAUGGGACGUGCGCGAAUGGGAGCUAUGCCGCAAACGGCGAAUACAAGAUGCUAUUACGGGCUUUGAAGGUGACCGGCGAUCCCUCCAAUGAUGCCGACUGGGAGGCUUGGUUGUCGCCAAUAUUCGGUGUCAACAUCACCACCGGUAGUCUUUGA
Dacryopinax primogenitus is the source of this 2655-nucleotide messenger RNA. RefSeq names its product subtilisin-like protease. The record is from RefSeq and is a predicted model, not a curated record. The transcript has 18 exons. Gene Ontology annotation, biological process: proteolysis. Gene Ontology annotation, cellular component: cytosol; cell wall; membrane. The coding region runs from base 1 to 2655 and encodes 884 amino acids. Lineage: Eukaryota; Fungi; Basidiomycota; Dacrymycetes; Dacrymycetales; Dacrymycetaceae. Gene Ontology annotation, molecular function: tripeptidyl-peptidase activity; serine-type endopeptidase activity.